UUUUUUUUUAAAUUGGUCAUCAUGCAGAGCUGCAGGCAUGAGAGCUGGUUCAGUUCUGCCAAAUACUUGGUUCAAGAUCUCCCAAUUCUCUUGAAGUCUGAAAGCUUGCACAGUAUUUCUGAUGUUCUUUUUCUUAUGUUUGAAUCUCUCCCCACAAAUGCUGAAAAUUUUAUCAAAUGGAUAGCUGAAGUAAGGAGGAAAGAGGAAGAUAGAGACAGUUCAUUCUUAAGUGAAGAGGAGAAAGCUAGGCUUGCUGCGAAGGAAGGGUUAUUACAACAAGUACAUGAGACGAAACUGUUUAACAUUGUCCGGGAUUGGUUGUCAUCAAGUUGUUCAAAUGCUCAAUCUUUGUGCGAUAAAGUAUCAUUUUCUGAAAUUGCAGCCAGUGUCUGUUGCCAAGGGGCAGUAUUAUUGAGUGGAGGCCUCAGAGAGGACAAAAGCCUCUGCUGUCUAUCAACUUGUGUGAAAUGCUUGAAUCCAAGUGAACAAACACCCAUUACUAUUGUCUCAGGAUCAGUGAUCUCUGGUGACACUGAACAAAAGGUUGAUAUGUUGGUGCCUGUAUCACAAUCAACAUCAUUAUCAUCUUCAAAUUUGAGGAGUUAUUGCAGUUCUGCAUUGGAUAAUUGUUCUGGCAUGCACCCUGGAAGCAAUGAUGUUUUGACAGUCCUGCUAUUGGCGUUGCCUUCAGAUACCUGGAUGGGUAUCAAGGAUGAGAAGCUGCUCGAUCAAAUUUUUGAUCUAGUAUCAACUGAGAAGCUUCCGGAUGUUCUGCAACAGGAGGUAGAUUAUGUUUUCCAUCCCUUUCAUUUGAGUCUGCUUCAUCUUACUACCGGGAAAUUUAAAAAAAAAAAUCUUUUGGAUGUCCAUUCAUGGUUCAUGUUAGUGCCUCAUCUUUUAUAAAACUAUGCAACGAUU
Molecule: messenger RNA, 918 nt
Organism: Dendrobium catenatum
Lineage: Eukaryota; Viridiplantae; Streptophyta; Magnoliopsida; Asparagales; Orchidaceae
Product: glutathione gamma-glutamylcysteinyltransferase 1
Exons: 2
Coding region: 22-903 (293 amino acids)
Biological process (GO): response to metal ion; phytochelatin biosynthetic process; detoxification of copper ion
Molecular function (GO): glutathione gamma-glutamylcysteinyltransferase activity; metal ion binding
Source: RefSeq, a predicted model, not a curated record